This is a messenger RNA of Ziziphus jujuba (common jujube), 1986 nucleotides long. Its product is annotated as cytochrome P450 81Q32. Gene Ontology annotation, molecular function: iron ion binding; monooxygenase activity; heme binding. The transcript has 2 exons. Bases 341 to 1879 code for a protein of 512 amino acids. The record is from RefSeq and is a predicted model, not a curated record. NCBI's taxonomy places the organism in Eukaryota, Viridiplantae, Streptophyta, Magnoliopsida, Rosales, Rhamnaceae.
UAUCGAUCUCUAAGCCAUGAAAAAAUCACUAUCGAAGCGGAUGCCGAUUCAGUGUUUUGCCAAUGUGGAUCACGAGUUUCCACUGCGCGCUGGACAAGAACCAUUAUUUAUUCAUUGAUUAGGAUACUUAUCCUUUAGAGAUUUGGCUCGUCCACCAUUUAUAACCAUGCACAGCCAUUUUAAGAAAUCUGUUACUAUAAAUAUGGGUGUUAGUCAUAUAUAUUUCAACUCACAAGGGCGUCUUGAAUAAGGAAUUGCUUGGGAAGUAACAAGUUAUAAAUUAUACUUUAGAAAAACGAAAAAAAAGAAAAGAAAAUACCAACAACAAAGCCCACCCGCCAUGGAAGAUGCUCUGUUCUACACAUGUCUUUCCCUUAUCAUCUUUUUCUUUGCUUUCAAGCUCUUCUACCUACAAUACAGAUCACCUUACAAAAACCUCCCACCAGGACCAUUUUCUCUUCCGAUUAUUGGUCAUCUCCAUCUCUUAAGACCUCCGGUCCACCGAACUUUACGCCGUCUCUCCCAAAACUACGGCCCAAUUUUCACUCUCUGGUUAGGAUCUCGCCGCGUUGUUGUGGUAUCGUCUGCCCCGGCGGUCGAAGAAUGCUUCAACAAAAACGACAUCGUUCUCGCCAACCGACCUCAGUUACUCUUGGGAAAACACGUGCACUACAACUACACAACUGUCGCAGCGACUCCGUACGGUGAUCACUGGCGCAACCUCCGCCGUAUUGGUUCUUUAGAGGUCUUCUCGUCGAGCCGCCUCAACAUGUUCUUGGGAAUCCGAAAGGACGAAGUGAAGCGCUUUCUGCGUAAGCUCUCGCAUAAUUCACGACAAAAUUUUUCCAAGGUGGAGAUGAAAUCGUCGCUUACAGAGCUAACAUUUAACAUCGUAAUAAGAAUGGUAGCCGGGGAGCGGUACUAUGGGGACGAUGUUACUGCUGAUAAGGAAGAAGCACAGAAUUUCAGAGAGGUUAUAGAGGAGUUAAUGCUGUAUGGUGGGACAACAAACCAAGGAGAUUUCUUGCCUACUUUGAAAUGGAUCGGAAUUAAUGGUUUUGAAAGGAGGAUAAAAAAACUUGCUAAAAAGACGGAUCGUUUACUGCAACGUCUAAUUGAGGAGCACCGGAGAAACCAAGGGAGUAGAAACACCAUGAUUGAUCAUCUACUCUCUUUGCAACAGUCACAACCCGAAUGCUACACCGACCAAAUUAUCAAAGGAUUUAUACUGAUAAUGCUAUUGGCUGGUUCGGACACAUCGGCAGUGACAUUAGAAUGGGCAAUGUCCAAUCUGCUUAACCAUCCUCAUAUCUUAGAAAAGGCUAGAGCAGAAUUGGAUGCUCAAAUUGGGCAACAGAAAUUGGUGGACGAAUCAGAUCUUUCAAAACUACCUUAUCUCCAAAACAUAAUCUCCGAGACUCUUCGAUUGUAUCCAGCAGCUCCAUUGCUGGUGCCUCAUUACUCAUCCCAAGACUGUACAAUUGGGGGAUACGACAUCCCACGUGACACUAUCUUACUAAUUAAUGCAUGGGCCAUACAUAGAGACCCUGAGCUUUGGGAUGAUCCAGAAAGUUUCAAGCCCGAAAGGUUCCAGAAGGGUAAGGUUGAGGUCUACAAGCUCAUGCCAUUUGGAGUUGGAAGGAGGGCCUGUCCUGGAAUUGGCCUAGCCCAACGUGUAAUGCACUUGACUUUGGCAUCGUUGAUUCAGUGCUUUGAAUGGGAAAGGGUCAGUGAGAAACAAGUUGACAUGACAGGAGGUAAAGGGCUCACCAUGCCAAAAGCUUUGCCAUUGGAGGCCAUGUGUAAAGCACGUGAGAUCAUGGAUAAUAUUCUUUCAGAUUCAACAAAUGAAAUUCGAAAUAUGCAUAAAAUGAUUUGAUUAGCUUUGCGAAGAGCAUAUAUCAGAUAGUUUAGUAUCGAUCAAUUAAUAUUUCGUGUACUAGUAUUUUUUUUUUUUAUCGAAAUAUUAAUAAUGAAUUUAAGCAA